AUGGGCGCAUGCCAAUCUUGUCUCGGCCUUCGACGACGGGAGGAUCACGAGUCCGAGCAUGCGCGCCUCAUAGACGACGACCUUUAUCCCGGCAGCUACGGCUACGGCUCCAUAAACAAUGCGAAUGCGCAACAACAUGACCCUGAAGAUCUCAAGCGUGAGAGAGAGGCUCUGGAGGCGAUUUGUCAACGGGCUUCGGAUACGGUAAUCGAUAUCUGGGCGCUUCAGUCCCAGCCCAACUUCCAGCCUCGCGCAACACUACCUAGCACCGAGUCACAGGGCUCAUCGCGCGUACCAAGCAAUGAGAUACGAAAUGACGACGUCGAGCACAACGACAACGAACAAAUCAGACAAGGGGCUACUAUAUCAUCACGACCAUCAUCAUCCUCGAAUAUUGGCGGGAGKGGKGGKAGUCAAAACCAAAAACAUAUAGCGCCUGUACCGAAUAAUUGGGGCGAGGUCGUGAUUUCGCCGCGACGGAAGAAGGGGAAUAAAAACAAUAAUAACAAUGCUGGCGAUGGGGAUAUUUUUGGGGUUUUGAAGGUUAAUUAG
Molecule: messenger RNA, 552 nt
Organism: Talaromyces amestolkiae
Lineage: Eukaryota; Fungi; Ascomycota; Eurotiomycetes; Eurotiales; Trichocomaceae
Exons: 3
Coding region: 1-552 (183 amino acids)
Biological process (GO): regulation of receptor recycling; lysosome organization; positive regulation of TOR signaling
Cellular component (GO): Ragulator complex; late endosome membrane; membrane raft
Source: RefSeq, a predicted model, not a curated record